GAUUUCUGGUCUGCAAAACUGGCAAUUUCACUCAAUUUGCCUUUUCCUGCAGUGGCUGUCGCCGGCGUAUCCAACAGCUGGGUUAUGGAGGCACGCAACGCCGCCACAACUAGUACGGGCGUUCACCUUCCUGAAGCACGGUAAAUCAGAUACCUGGGGCUUUACGAAAGAGUAAUAUUAUCCAUUACCCCAUUGUGAUAGCGCGCGACCCCGAUAACCCCGCAAAAGUUCCCCAACUCCACUAGCACCACCACCCCCAGCUUCCUAUUCCAGUCCGCGCUCUCGGAGAUGACCCUCAGUUUUCUUGGGGCAACCCUAGAUUCUGAGUCGUUGCGCAUGCAGUCGACCGACUAGGUGGUGCAGGAUGAGGGGAAUUGGGGGGUGCCCGACGCACUAGUGUAGACUCCUGGGUGAAUUAGCCCUGUCCAAGCUGUUCUAUUUGAAGGCAUCACCACCCGCACCAGGUCAGCGGAGGCUCCAGCAACCAAGUUUCCUGCCUAAAGACGCUUUCUCGUGCUAGGCUCCAGUCUCAAGAUGGUCCGUUCCAUCAUUUCUACUAUUGCGGCCGCCUGCGCCUUUGCAGGUGUUGCCCAGGCCAUCGGCUUUGGCCCUGCCAACACAGGCAUGGGCAUCCCGUCCAUGCCAGAGGAGGCUUUGGCUAAGGGCGAUCCCGCUGCUGCCGAGGCCAGCUACUGCUACAACCUCUACCCUCCCUCAGUACCUUGCCCCAUUGUUGCCGGUACCUUUGAUCAGUACAUCGACCACGACAAGCCCGAGCUUGGUACGUUCAAGCAGAGAUACUGGUACAACGCCGAGUUCUAUGCUGGACCCGGGUCUCCCAUUAUCCUCAACGCCCCCGGCGAGGAGGCUGCCGACUACUAUGUCUGGUACACAACCAACUACACUCUCCCUGGUGUCUUUGCUCAAGACAACAAGGGUGCUGCCAUCUUCUUGGAGCACCGCUUCUGGGGUGAAAGCUCUCCUUACAAGACUCUGACCGCCAAGACCCUCCAGCUCCUCACCCUCGACCAGGCCAUGCGCGACAUCAUCAACUUUGCCAAGAAGGUCGACCUUCCAUUUACCAAGGGCACCGGCAGCCCCGACAAGUCUCCUUGGAUCCUGACUGGCGGUUCAUACCCCGGUGCCGUUGUCGCCUGGGUCAACAAACUCUUCCCCGGCACCUUCUGGGCUUACCACUCAUCCAGCGGUGUUGUUCAGCCCAUUGCCGACUACUGGCAGUACUUCCAGCCCAUCGAGGCUGCCAUGCCCCGCAACUGCAGCAAGGAUCUCAAGCUUGCCAUUAAGCAGCUUGACAGCAUGAUGGACUCCCGCGAUGCCGCUGGCAGAACCGCCCUCAAGAGCAAGUUUGGCCUUGGCGACUUGGCCGAUGACGACUUUGCCAGUUCCCUCAUUGAUCCUCUCUGGAGCUGGCAGGGAACCCUCUUCUACAGCCACUCAUCCAAGCUUUACGACAUGUGUGACUACAUCGAGGGUGUUGGUAACCACAACAUCAACAAGACCGAGGUUCCUGGUGAGGAGGGUGUAGGCGGCUGCAAGGCCCUCCACGGCCUUGCCAAGUACUACCGCGAGUAUAACAGCAAGCACCUCUGCGACAGCUUCAGCUACUGGCCCACUGGUAGCGAUGCCUGCUCUGUCACUCACAAUGUGAGCAGCCCCAUCUACACAGACCGCACCGUCCGCAACGAGAUCAACCUCCAGUGGCAAUGGAUGUGCUGCAACGAGCCCUUCCAGCAAUGGCAGGCUUACGUCCCCGGCGACACCGGUCUCAUUUCCAAAUACAUUCCCACACAAGCCCAGCGUGCCCAGUGUGACCUCUUCUUCCCUACUGAUGAUGGCUUCACCUACGGCCUCAAGGCUGGUCGCACCACACAGCAGAUUGUCGAGAAGACUGGCGGCUGGGAUAACAUCCACACCACGCGCCUUGUCUACGUCAACGGCGAGUUUGACCCUUGGAGACAGGAGACGGUUUCCUCUACGAUCCGCCCCGGCGGUCCUCUGGAGUCAACUCCCGAGGUUCCCGUCUUCCUCAUCAAGGGUGGUUCUCACUGCUCUGACCUCAUUAUGAAGGACGCCGAGGUCAACACUGACGCUGCCCGUGUGAUCCAGGGCGUCCGCGACGUUAUCAACAAGUGGACCGCUGAGUUCUACACUGAGAAGGGCAUCAAGCGCCCUGGCUUCUAAAAAGUGCCAGCUGUGGAUGAAUAAUGAAAAUAUUAAGCAUGGUUGUAUAUAGAGUGCAGUCAAUACAGUAAAAUACCCAACUUGUACACAUAUAUACUCCUUGUCCC
Molecule: messenger RNA, 2309 nt
Organism: [Torrubiella] hemipterigena
Lineage: Eukaryota; Fungi; Ascomycota; Sordariomycetes; Hypocreales; Clavicipitaceae
Source: the annotation of a GenBank genome assembly